GGUGGUGGGCGAGGCCCCCUCGUUGGCGCCAUUUUGGAGUGUCGGCGGUGGCGGGCCCAGUCCCGUGUGUGCGGUCAGCAUGAGCGUGGUGGAGCACGUACGGGAGAUGGCGUCCGCCGGGCUCCACUCCAACGUGCGGCUCCUCAGCGGCCUUCUGCUCACCAUGAGCGGCAAUAACCCGGAGCUGUUUUCACCAUCUCAGAAAUACCAGCUCCUUGUGUAUCAUGCCGACUCUCUCUUCCAUGAUAAGGAGUAUAGGAAUGCUGUGAGUAAGUAUACGAUGGCCUUGCAGCAGAAAAAAGCAUUAAGCAAAACUUCAAAAGUAAGACCUUCAACUGGGAAUGCUGCAACGACUCCCCAGAGCCAGUGUUUACCAUCAGAAAUUGAAGUGAAAUACAAAAUGGCUGAAUGUUAUACAAUGCUGAAGCAAGAUAAAGAUGCCAUUGCUAUUCUUGAUGGAAUUCCUUCCAGACAGAGGACCCCAAAGAUCAAUAUGAUGUUGGCAAAUCUGUACAAGAAAGCAGGUCAGGAACGCUCAUCUGUUACGAGCUACAAGGAAGUACUGAGGCAGUGCCCUUUAGCACUCGAUGCCAUACUAGGCUUGCUCUCACUGUCGGUGAAAGGUGCUGAAGUGGCCUCUAUGACGAUCAACGUGAUUCAGAGUAUUCCUAACUUGGAUUGGCUUUCCGUGUGGAUCAAAGCGUAUGCUUUUGUGCAUACUGGAGACAACACAAGAGCAAUAAAUACCAUUUGCUCUUUAGAGAAGAAGUCAUUGCUGAGGGAUAAUGUGGACUUACUGGGGAGCUUGGCAGACCUGUAUUUCAGAGCUGGAGAUAAUAAAAACUCUAUUCUAAAAUUUGAACAAGCACAAAUGCUGGAUCCUUACCUAAUAAAAGGAAUGGAUGUGUAUGGUUACUUAUUGGCACGUGAAGGUCGAUUAGAGGACGUGGAGAACUUAGGCUGCCGUCUCUUCAAUAUAUCUGAUCAGCAUGCAGAACCCUGGGUGGUAUCGGGGUGUCAUAGUUUCUACAGUAAACGAUACUCUCGUGCCUUAUACUUAGGAGCCAAAGCUAUCCAGCUGAAUAGCAACAGUGUUCAAGCUCUCCUGCUGAAAGGAGCUGCUCUUAGGAACAUGGGCCGAGUCCAGGAAGCAAUUAUACACUUCCGUGAAGCAAUACGUCUUGCACCUUGCAGGCUGGAUUGCUAUGAAGGUCUCAUUGAAUGUUACCUGGCGUCCAACAGUAUUCGUGAAGCCAUGGUUAUGGCAAAUAAUGUGUAUAAAACCCUGGGAGCAAAUGCACAGACGCUCACUCUGUUGGCAACAGUCUGUCUCGAGGACCCAGUCACACAGGAGAAAGCCAAGACGUUACUGGACAAAGCGCUGACACAAAGACCCGAUUACAUUAAAGCUGUGGUAAAGAAAGCAGAACUUCUUAGUAGAGAACAGAAGUACGAAGAUGGAAUUGCUUUGCUGAGGAAUGCACUGGCUAAUCAGAGUGACUGUGUUCUGCACCGAAUACUGGGAGACUUUCUUGUAGCUGUCAAUGAGUACCAGGAAGCAAUGGACCAGUACAGUAUUGCCCUAAGUUUGGAUCCAAAUGAUCAAAAGUCACUGGAAGGAAUGCAGAAAAUGGAAAAAGAGGAAAGUCCAACAGAUGCAACCCAGGAAGAAGAUGUGGAUGAUAUGGAGGGAAGUGGAGAAGAGGGGGACUUGGAAGGCAGUGACAGUGAAGCAGCACAGUGGGCAGAUCAAGAGCAGUGGUUUGGCAUGCAGUGAUGGCCUCAUCCCUCUGCUUGUCUUGGCACUUGAACACACCACCAGGGCCGUUCCUCCUUGAAGAACAGGAACGAUAUUUUUUUGCGGUAACAAAGGAGUUAAGUUCUUUUCUUACAAGACUCUGGAACCAUUUAACAGUUCUAUGCAUCUCAAUACCAUGAAGAUUCUUGAUGCUUCGUAUUUAUUAAGAGUAAGGGACUGACUGAAUUGGAGGUUAUUUGCAACUUUCAUUUCAAAAGAUGCCUGCUAAAACCCAAAGCAUUAGAAUCUGAAGCGUGUCAUAAGCCUGACGAAAACAGCAUCUGAAUUCUGUGCAGGGCUAUUUGUGCUUGGUCUGUUUGUAAAUACAGUGGUUUGUACUCCUUUGUGGAAAAGGUCUUACUCUUGUUUGUGUGCUUCCAUUUGGGCUGAUGCUCCUGUUGCAGCCUGGAGGAGCUGCUUGGGUGUAGCUGAAAGCAGCACUUUUUGCUGUGUUUGAAUUAGUUUGUCUGUUUAUAGGGCAUUACAGGUGCUGCUCAGGAGGAGUUUGGAGCACUCAGAAACUUGGACUUCCAGGACACUUUUGUAGCUGACUGAUUUCUGUGUGUACAGCAUUGAGCCAGUGUUGGAGAAUCACAGUUGCUUCCUCAGUCCUUAUUAAACCCUGUAAUCACUUCCAGACUCAAGAUGAAUGUUCAUUUUGAAAUGCAGUUUUAUUUCAGGAUGCCACUAAAAGGUUUCAGAGCAGUGACUCAAAAGCACUUCCCAUUCUGUGUACAGCACUGACGUUUAAGGUGAUGUAAAAAGAGUUCAUCCCUCUUUGCUUGCGUUCCUGUAGCAAUGUUAAAUUAUGCAAAUACACGUCUUGUCUUGGUUUUUCCA
Molecule: messenger RNA, 2638 nt
Organism: Neopsephotus bourkii (Bourke's parrot)
Lineage: Eukaryota; Metazoa; Chordata; Aves; Psittaciformes; Psittacidae
Gene: ANAPC7
Product: anaphase promoting complex subunit 7
Exons: 11
Coding region: 80-1777 (565 amino acids)
Biological process (GO): cell division
Molecular function (GO): protein binding
Source: RefSeq, a predicted model, not a curated record